Messenger RNA from Aspergillus oryzae RIB40, 1224 nucleotides. RefSeq names its product putative C2H2 transcription factor (Con7). The transcript has 3 exons. Lineage: Eukaryota; Fungi; Ascomycota; Eurotiomycetes; Eurotiales; Aspergillaceae. Gene Ontology annotation, biological process: regulation of DNA-templated transcription. The coding region runs from base 1 to 1224 and encodes 407 amino acids. The record is from RefSeq and is a predicted model, not a curated record.
AUGGACAACAGACCGGCUUCGGAGUACGCGCAGUCAGGUUCGCACUUUCCAUAUCCACCGUCUGUCGCGCCCCAUUCUGAACUUCCAGCUGCAGACCAGGCAUCUGCUGCUGCUACUGCUCAAUACACGCCUCAGCCUGAGGUGCGCCCCAAUCCUCAAUACACACCGCAACCCGAGGUUCGCCCCGCCGCCAAUAUUUCCUCUUCCAACACGCCGCAGUCGGACUACGGUCUGAAUCAGCCGCCACCAGCCGCGCGCUCUCCAGCUUAUCCUGAUUACCUCGCCCGCCCGCCCCAGUACCAUCACGCGCCGAACACACAGGCCGGUGGUGCGGCAGGUAUGGCUCAAGCAACAAGUCCGUCUAUGCAUACCCUCCAUGAUGGGCUGCAAAAUGACCAUCGCAAUCACACGAACGUAAAGUCUGACGCAGACGUUCCUAUAGAUCCCUCAAUCGCGGCCUCUAGCCCUACCUAUCCUCCUCCCUACUCGCCUUAUCAGCCACAGGGUCAUGAAAUGGCCCAGUAUCAAGGUCACCCUCCUCCGCCGCCUCCACAGAUGUAUGCGCGUCCAGAUUGGUCGCAUGGGUAUGGUCAACAUCAGCACGGUCUGCCUGGACCCUAUACCACUCCUGCCACAACGGUUGGUCCCGCCUCCCCUGCUGCGACCGCAGGGCCGCGCCCUGGCCAGGUCUACUCAUUCGUUCCGAUUCCCGGUGCGCAACAGCACAAGCGACCCCGUCGUCGGUAUGAGGAAAUCGAGCGUAUGUACAAGUGUGGAUGGAAUGGCUGUGAAAAGGCAUAUGGUACACUGAACCACUUGAACGCGCACGUUACCAUGCAGUCUCAUGGAGCCAAGCGCACUCCUGAAGAAUUCAAGGAAAUUCGCAAAGAGUGGAAGGCUCGCAAGAAGGAGGAAGAGGCUCAGCGCAAGGCCGCCGAGGAGCGUGAACGUGCUGCUGCUGCUCAGGCUGCGCAAGCCAACCAAGUUGAUGCUCCUGGCCCUGGCGAUCCGGCGCAGGCCGGUCAGCCUCCCGCCUACCCGGGCAGUGUCCGUCCUCAGCUGCCCCCGAUCGGGUAUCAGCCCGCUGACGGCCAGGUGCCUGGUCAGUACGGAGCUCCUGGCGGUGGCAUGGUUUAUCAGGGCAACGGACAGAUGGCCUAUCCUCCAAACUACCCUCACUCGCCUUACGGCCAGAGCGGUCAAGUAUAUCAGCAACGUAAGUAG